Cyprinodon variegatus (sheepshead minnow) is the source of this 3011-nucleotide messenger RNA. It is a transcript of the gene slc17a6, whose product is annotated as solute carrier family 17 (vesicular glutamate transporter), member 6. The transcript is spliced from 11 exons. The record is from RefSeq and is a predicted model, not a curated record. The coding region runs from base 416 to 2065 and encodes 549 amino acids. Gene Ontology annotation, cellular component: excitatory synapse; synaptic vesicle membrane. Gene Ontology annotation, biological process: synaptic transmission, glutamatergic; monoatomic anion transport; neurotransmitter loading into synaptic vesicle. NCBI's taxonomy places the organism in Eukaryota, Metazoa, Chordata, Actinopteri, Cyprinodontiformes, Cyprinodontidae. Gene Ontology annotation, molecular function: neurotransmitter transmembrane transporter activity; L-glutamate transmembrane transporter activity.
CUCCUCCGGCUGCAGCCACACCGGAGAUCCUCACCUCAGUUAAAACCUGAAAUCCUCCUCAUCUCACUUCUCAUUUCUGCUUUUCUGCUUCCUAACCGCCGACGGGAUCUUAAAAGAAAAGAAAAGAAAAGAAAAAUGGCACAUCAUGGAUUAAAAGCGCGCAAAGCGCAGGCGGACUUAUCUGACUGCUGUUUGCAGACUGUUUAUCCUUCUCUCUCUGGCUGAGCUUUCUGCUCCUGUUUCUCCAUUUUUUCCCAUCAGCUCCUUUUUUUUCAGGACAUCGAGGCGUUUUUUCUACACGAAGAAAGAAACGCGACAGUUGGAAAAAACGUUUUUGUUAACAAUAUGCUCCUUUAUGCUGCUCUGCCUUUUAUUAAAGUAUUUUAGGAUUUCAUUUUAACUAUAUAACUUAGAAAUGGAGCCAGGGAAGGAGAACGCGCUCCCCAUCAGGGAGGGGGUUAAACAGAUGGCAGGAAAGGCCCUGGGGAAGCUGUACAGGAGGAUGGAGAAAAAGCAGCAAACAGGUGAGAGCAUAGAGCUGACGGAGGACGGCAGACCCAGGGGGGAGCAGGAGCGCAAGGCUCCCCUGUGUGACUGCACCUGCUUCGGGCUGCCGCGCAGGUACAUCAUCGCCAUGCUGAGCGGGCUGGGCUUCUGCAUCUCCUUCGGGAUCCGCUGUAACUUGGGUGUGGCCAUCGUCAGCAUGGUGAACAACAGCACAAUCCAUCAGAACGGCAAGAUCAUCAUUAAAGAGAAAGCGAAAUUCAACUGGGACCCAGAGACUGUGGGAAUGAUUCACGGCUCUUUCUUCUGGGGUUACAUCGUGACUCAGAUACCAGGUGGUUAUAUUUCCUCCAGACUGGCUGCAAACAGGGUAUUUGGUGCUGCCAUUGUGCUGACAUCCAUCCUGAAUAUGUUCAUUCCCUCCGCCGCUCGUACGCACUACGGAUGUGUCAUUUGUUUAAGGAUUCUGCAAGGCUUGGUGGAGGUAUUGAUGCAUCUCUCUUUGACCUUUAAAGCUCCACUGCGGGAGAACCAACCGGCCGCGUUCAACGCCGCAACUUAUUAUGGAUGCUUUGGAAUAUUUUGGUACAUGUUCUGGAUUCUGGUGUCCUAUGAGAGCCCGGCAGAGCAUCCGACCAUCACCGAAGAGGAGCGUCGUUACAUCGAAGAGAGCAUUGGAGAAAGUGCUCAGCUCAUGGGCGCAGCAGAAAAAUUCAAGACCCCCUGGAGGAAGUUCUUCUCCUCCAUGCCCGUCUAUGCAAUCAUUGUGGCCAAUUUCUGCAGAAGCUGGACUUUUUACCUGCUGCUCAUCAGCCAACCUGCAUACUUUGAAGAAGUUUUUGGUUUUGAGAUCAGCAAGGUCGGUGCGCUGUCGGCUCUCCCUCACCUGGUCAUGACCAUCAUUGUGCCUUUAGGAGGCCAGUUAGCAGACUACCUGCGGACCCACAACAUCAUGUCGACCACAAACGUCCGUAAAAUCAUGAACUGUGGAGGGUUUGGCAUGGAGGCAACUCUCCUGUUAGUAGUUGGAUACUCUCAUAGUAAAGGAGUGGCCAUCUCCUUCCUGGUGAUGGCAGUGGGCUUUAGUGGAUUUGCAAUAUCAGGGUUUAAUGUGAACCAUCUAGACAUCGCUCCUCGCUAUGCCAGCAUCCUCAUGGGCAUUUCUAACGGUGUGGGAACCCUAUCAGGCAUGGUCUGCCCACUCAUUGUGGGGGCAAUGACAAAGCACAAGACCCGUGAAGAGUGGCAGUACGUCUUCCUCAUCGCCUCCCUUGUGCAUUAUGGCGGAGUCGUGUUUUACGGGAUCUUUGCUUCCGGGGAGAAGCAGCCGUGGGCCGACCCCGAGGAAACCAGCGAGGAGAAGUGUGGCUUCAUAGACGAGGAUGAGCUGGCUGAGGAGACGGGUGACAUCACACAGAGCUACGGCGCCAUGGGUGGUCCUGCUAAAAGCUACGGGGCGACGGCACAGCUCAACGGAGGCUGGGUGCAGGACUGGGACAAGACAGAGGAAUACGUUCAGGAACCAGCAGGAAAGAUUUAUGCCCAGCGUGGCUACUCUUAGACCUUACAUCCAUGGUGAGCCUGCCUAGUAAACAGGCGCACCAUUAGCGAUUGCACAAGCGUUGGAUAGAAAUCUAGACAUUUUUGUUUUUGUAGUUUGACAUGAAAUCUAAAGUAGUUUAUUGCAAAUAAGAAAAGUAAUCCUCAUUAAAUUAUUGUUUUUCAUACGUGCAUAUUGUAGGGCUUCACUAAAUAUACGGAAAGCAGUUGCAACGCAAACUGCUGGUGUUUGCUAGGCACCCAAACCUCAUUGAUCUACUUGAACAACAUGAGCCAGACGACACUGCAGAUGACCAUCAGGUAGGGCAGGGGUCGGCAACCCGUGGCUCCAGAGCCGCAUAGCGGCCUGGAGCGUUUUCAAAAAUGUUUGAACAUUUUUAUUUAUUUGUAUAUUCAUUAUGUUUUCUAAAUGUAAACAUAUAUUUCAAUGAACAUUUGCGUGAUAGCCAUAGAUAUCAGUGGUCAUAGCCUGCAGCAAAGGAAGAUAGCUGAUUCGAACAGAGGAUUCAAAGAAGAGUGGAGAGAAUCAUUAGCUUUCAUUAUCAAUGAGGAAGGAUUGCCUGCAUGCAAGUUCGGACUGGGAACGAUUUUCGGCCCUGGUAUUGGCCCACUUAUGGACCGGUUCAUAAACCGCCUGGAUAUACGAAAUCUCGCCCAAUUUGAUCCAAAGUCUAUUGAUCUCUCAGGCCAUAAAUCUAAAGAAAAACAUUUUUUUAUCCAUAGACGGCCAUCCUAAACUGCCAGAUUGGGAAAAAUCCCAACCAAUGCAUGUAAGACGGGAAACCUUAGCCUUUAGAUGAAAAACCCCAUCAUGCAUCGCAACAUUUUUUUGCUAAAUAUUCCAACAUAAAUUUUCCAAAUAUACGACAAACAUCGCAGUUUGGUUUAAAGAAAGCCUUUUUAGUUUUAUUAUAAUUUAGUUUGUUGCAAGGAUUUUACAGUUUGAA